AUGGGCAAUGUUUUGAGUAAUGCGGCAUUGGUAAUGAACAGGGCAUCAAUGGUGAUGGAAAGCGGAGGAUUAGAACACGCCUCAACCAAUUUGGAGGACAUGAAAAAAAAUGAAAGAAGAAAUAAAACAGGACAGAAGUCCAAAGAAAACGGUUCUUUGCUAACUUGUUUUAUUUUUGCUUGUCACAAUGGAGUAAACUCCAUUAGAGGUUUGUUAACAGCUGAGGUUAUCGAGACUAGUACCACAAUAGGGAAUUAUUUGGUUACGAAAGAAAUUAUUUUACAAAUUGACCCAAAGAAAAACAAACCCAUCGGAUCAGAAAUUACUAUAAAGUUGAUGGAAAAUCAAUAUGAAGACUACAAGCAUAAAUUCUCAAAGAAAUUUAUAAAAAAAUAUACAUUAGUUUUGGAAAAUUUAAGAGUAAACAACAGAAAACAGUGCAAGAACCAGUGUAACUGCGCAAAAAAACUAUCUGAUUUUAUCAGUACAAUAAACAGAGUUAAAAAUCCACAACAUCAAACAAACGACAUCUCGUCCAAAUCAGGGAAACCAAAUCCAAGUACAACUCCGAAACAAACUGAUUUGAUGUUGAACAAGAAAAUAGGAAAUCCAAAAGUUGGACUUUCCUUGUCACAUUCUCAAUUUAACAGCAAAAAUUUACAAGAAGUAUCAAAAACAAAUCAACAAACGCUAAUAAGUAAGCCACAACAAGGAAUAAAUCAACCAAAACCAACACCCAACACAACCAGCCAAAUCACUAAAUCAACUACAUCAAAAUCAAACAUCCAAAUGGUCACUCCAAGCUCAACAAAAGCUACCAACAUAACAACUACCGCAACAACUACCGCAACGACUGCAAUAACCAACGCGACAACUACUGCCACAACGAAAACUACAGACGCAAAAACAACCGCAACAACAACCGCAAAAACUAACGCAACAAGGACCCCAACCCACACAACAAAUCAACAAUUUCCACAAAGACCGAAACAAUAA
This is a messenger RNA of Helobdella robusta, 996 nucleotides long. RefSeq lists its product as hypothetical. Bases 1 to 996 code for a protein of 331 amino acids. The transcript has a single exon. The record is from RefSeq and is a predicted model, not a curated record. Lineage: Eukaryota; Metazoa; Annelida; Clitellata; Rhynchobdellida; Glossiphoniidae.